Colletotrichum orchidophilum is the source of this 1623-nucleotide messenger RNA. RefSeq lists its product as uncharacterized. Gene Ontology annotation, cellular component: cytosolic small ribosomal subunit; ribosome. Gene Ontology annotation, biological process: translation. Bases 1 to 1623 code for a protein of 540 amino acids. Gene Ontology annotation, molecular function: structural constituent of ribosome. The record is from RefSeq and is a predicted model, not a curated record. The transcript has 5 exons. NCBI's taxonomy places the organism in Eukaryota, Fungi, Ascomycota, Sordariomycetes, Glomerellales, Glomerellaceae.
AUGGCUACCGAGUUGACCGUCCAGUCCGAGAGGGCUUUCCAGAAGCAGAAGGGUAUCUUCCUUAACCAGAAGACCAAGGCGAAGUCUGCUCGCCCCGGCAAGAGCGGCCGCAGAUGGUACAAGGACGUUGGCCUGGGUUUCCGUACCCCCGCCACUGCCAUUGAGGGCUCCUACAUCGACAAGAAGUGCCCCUUCACCGGCCAGGUCUCUAUCCGCGGUCGUAUCCUCACCGGCACCGUCGUUUCCACCAAGAUGCACCGCACCCUCAUCAUCCGCAGAGAAUACCUUCACUACAUUCCCAAGUACGCCCGUUACGAGAAGCGCCACAAGAACCUCGCCGCCCACGUUUCCCCCGCUUUCCGUGUCGAGGAGGGUGAUCAGGUCACCGUUGGCCAGUGCAGACCUCUCAGCAAGACAGUCCGCUUCAACGUCCUCCGCGUUCUUCCCCGUACUGGCAAGGCUGUCAAGUCCUUCAGCAAAGCUUCCAAUUUGCGACAAGCCGAAAGGCCCCCUCUGGACUUCCUAUUCCUUUCCGAAUUCACCAAGACAAAACCCCUGGGUUCUCUCAAAGGCUCCUCCUGUCCCUUUGCGAACUCUCUUCGAGCUCUCUCAGUCGCAAUGGGGUGGUUCGACGGCUGGUUCGGCCCCAGCGGCCCCUCGUCUGCCGACCCUCUCAAGUCCCUCGACCCCAAGCUCCGCGAAUUCCUCGAGCGCGAGUCCCCGGUCAAGAUCCAGCAGCAGGUCCAGGAAGCCGGAAACAAGGCUGUACGUGUCGCCGCUCAAGCAGCAAAAACAGCAGCAGCCCACGCACACGCAAACGCACAGUCAGAAGGACAGCAGCAACAACAAGAGAUUGCCGGUGCGGCGGACGCAACACGGCCAAAGGUGCCAAAGGAGAGCCUCUUCCAGGACGGGCGGUACGCGCACCUGUGGAAGACGUACCGGCCCUACGCCGAGGUCGAGGCCGAGACGAAGACGGACCACGAGAAGCUCAUGGACGUAUUGGAAGGGUUCAAGCAGAGGAAGCACAACAUUGGCAAGGCGGCGCUUGAGAAUUGCGCUAUCCAGCAGGAGGAGUGGGUGAACUGCAUGAAGAGCGGCGACUGGGAGGACAGGAUGCAGAUGUGCAGGCAUCAGGUUCAGAGGUUUGAGAGGUGUUAUACCAUGCAAACGAGAUUCCUCAAGGCCCUGGGCUACCAGUCCGUAAACGACCGACCCGCUCAGGUGGAAGAAGACAUUCAAAUGCACGCGGACCAGCUCUACGGGCGCAUGAUUGAGCAAGAAAAGGCCAUCGAGGCCGCAAAGAAGGAAGGCCUCCCCGUGCCAAAGUUCGACUUCGCGAUACCCACCACGGCACCAGCAGCCGGCGCCGGCGAGGCCCCCGUCGUGCAGCCCAGACCGGACCUGGAGAAAUCAUGGAAGGAGCAGCUGGAGCAGCUGCCCGAGUCGGAGAGGGCGUUCGAGGAAGCGGCGCUGCGGGCGGACCUGCAGGCCAAGGCGGAGGUGGCCAAGAACGUGCAGAGGCUGUGGGACGAGCAGGAGAAGGAGAAGGAGAGGCGCAAGGCGGAGGGUAAGGCUACGAUUGUGGAUCGCAUCUCGGGGACGUUUGGCGGUGGGAAGUAA